Esox lucius (northern pike) is the source of this 2881-nucleotide messenger RNA. RefSeq names its product transmembrane protein 229B (gene tmem229b). The record is from RefSeq and is a predicted model, not a curated record. Bases 865 to 1407 code for a protein of 180 amino acids. The transcript is spliced from 2 exons. Lineage: Eukaryota; Metazoa; Chordata; Actinopteri; Esociformes; Esocidae.
UACACUGCUACCUACUGGGACCUCAUUUCUCAGUCCUCAUUUCUCAGUUUUGAUUAACUGUUUAUGUGAAGGGUCUGAAGGUAGGUGUUACAGCAUUGUAGCCAUGUUUAUUAGGGUAAAUUGGGAUCAUUAUGGAAGCAGGACAGGAGAACCACUAUAGAUUCCUAGAGAAUUAACACAGCAGUUUAGAUCUAUCUUAGCUGGUUAGGAGAAUGAGGGUAAGGACAAGGGUUCGUUUUAGGUUAAAUGCUACAAUGACGCAUAUGGUCUGAUUGUCAAGGCAGAUAAUGCAAAGUAUUACAAUUUAGAUUGUAGGGAUGGUCCCAGUAGAUGGCAGUAAAGGGGUGCUUUCAUAAUGAGAUCUACGGUUGGACCCAUCUUCUCACUAAUGAAAACACCUUCUUGUUGACGAAAGGGUUAAUGAAAGAUGCAAGAACUGUGUGAUUGGAACCUGUGCUGUCUCUGAGCAUGUGCUGCAGCUACUGCUAGUCCAGGCUUCUACGAACUGCAGCGAAGGAGAAUGUCAAUUGUCAUCCGACAACGGAGAGACCGGGAACCGUGUAUGACAUGAGCCGGACGGAAACGGGACUGUAAUACUUCGCCUUGACGGUGUCCGUAUCCAAUUCAUUGUUGAUUUCGCUGCAUCCAGUACGACAAGCGCAGGCGACAAUAGCACGACUUGGAUCCAUCAACAAACGGACACCCAGGGAUGGUCAAUGUCCACCGCUGUCUAACGCUUGUGGGUGAACAGGAGACGGCUGCUACGCUAAACCAACGAUCAGACGGAGAGGAACUCUUUGAGAACUGAGAGCGUACCUCACCGUGUGGUUUCCGUUCCACGUCUCGUCCGCCAAAGUGCCGACAAUGGCGCCGCCGCCGGUGCCUCUAACGGUCCUGUCUCGUUGGUACCUGUAUGCCAUCCACGGCUACUUCUGCGAGGUCAUGUUCACCGCUGCCUGGGAGUUCGUGGUCAACCGCAACUGGAAGUUCCCCGGCGUGACGAGCGUCUGGGCUCUGCUGAUCUACGGGACGUGCAUCCUCAUCGUGGAGCACAUGUACCUGGCCCUGCGAGCCCGCCGCUGCCCCAUGCUGCUGCGCUGCCUGAUCUACACGCUUUGGACGUUCGUCUGGGAGUUCGGCACGGGCCUGCUGUUAACCCAGUUUGACGCGUGCCCGUGGGACUAUUCCCAUUUCCAGUACAACUUCAUGGGGCUGAUCACUGCGGAGUACGCCCUGCCCUGGUUCUGCGCCUCUUUAAUGACGGAGCGGCUGGUUAUACGCAACACACUGCGGUUGCGGAUGGACCGGGACAGAGUGGAGGGGGACCCGGCGGACGCUGGCGGGGGAGGAGGGAGGAGAGAGUGGGGUGAACAAGGAGGAGCCAAUGGGUACCUAAAAGUGGACUGAGCAACACUGAAUCCCUAAAGUCACACUCGCACACUGAAACCUUUCCUUUGGGACGAAAACCGUUUUUCUUUGUUUUAUGAUUUACUGUAUUGUAUUUAUGUGUAGCUUCAAAAUGCAUUCUGAAGUAAGGUGCAAUAUGCAAUAGGUUUUAAUUCAUUGUCAUGGAGUAGGCUUUUAUAGAGCACCUGUUUCUAGAGGUGCAAUGCCAUAAACUCCUUAAAGUUUCAGAAUGGGGUAAUAAAUGGCAGCCAUUGCGGUGAGGGAUGAAUUUAACCUAGUCUUAGGGGCAUUAAGUGAUGCACUUUCUUAUUGUACAGGACAUUAACUGAGGCAUGUGAUAUAAGUAAAGUAAUAUAUAGUUAUUGAACACCUAAAAUAUUGCUGUAUAAUUUUGUGUCAUACAUAUUUUUUAAUUGGGAAAAAGUGCUAUUAUGUGAUAAAAUAUCAGUAUGUGUUGCAUUAACACCUAGUGUAGCGCUGUGGAAUGACUGCAAUGAAUUGAAAGUUGGCAUUAUUUCCUGAAACAUUUAUGGAAUCAUGCCUCUAUGAACUGUUUGAAUAGCUAGCUUACAAACAAACAGUGCAGAUUCUUAAAAUUAAUUAUUUCACACAACAUUUUAUCACUGCAAUGGCAAACCAUAACUGACAAAAUCCCUGAAGAAAAUGGCUCAUCUUUUAUAACCCCACAAUAAGGUGUAUGUCCAUUCUGAUGUUCAAAUUCCUGUUGUUAUGGUGAUAAACCAUAAUGCUUGAAAAUGCAUGCAGGAGGUGUCUUCCAAAAACAUUCUGUAUGCAACAUAGUUUGUUUCAGAAAACAAUAUUUUCAGAGAACCUCAGUUAUGUGUAAUCUUCUAAUGUAUUAUAUUGCAUAAGAAGUGUAUUUGAAGCAGCUAUACAUACAGUCAUACUCCUAAGUUAUUUGCCUAUUAAGAAAUUACUAUGGUCUCAGGUAACAACUUGUGAAUUGUGUGUUAUACUGCUAUUCCUGCUGUUUAUCUGUUCUUCCAAAUGAAAGACAAAUCCCAUAUCAGGAUUUCUGACAUUCAUGCGAUGUCAUUAUUACACUGUGAGCUAGGUUCAACAACAGACUUUGGGCCGAGGAUGUUGUCAAUACACUGAAAGAGCUGCUACCACCUAGUGGACUUGAUAGGGUACCACAUCUGACUGCUUGAUCUGAAGUCGCAAAAAUUAGAAUAGAUCUGUUUUCCUCCCUGAAAAAUCUUUGGGAUUUUCUUAUGAUGGCCGUUGCUUUAUGGCAUUUGUUCUGUUUUGAUGAUACAAAAUAAUGUGUAUCUCAAACAACAGCGUAAAUUCAAAAGCAAUUGAGAGGUGCUACUAUGAAUCCUUGACUCAACUUGGAAGUCUGCAGUUUAACAACUGUCUAUACUGGUAUUAAGUAGGACUUUGUGUACAGCUAUCUCUUUGUUCAACAAAUGCACUGCUUCGAUAAUACAAUUAUAAAUGAUGAAACUCA